This is a messenger RNA of Penicillium macrosclerotiorum, 2493 nucleotides long. Its product is annotated as H(+)-transporting V0 sector ATPase subunit a. The record is from RefSeq and is a predicted model, not a curated record. The transcript has 11 exons. NCBI's taxonomy places the organism in Eukaryota, Fungi, Ascomycota, Eurotiomycetes, Eurotiales, Aspergillaceae. Gene Ontology annotation, cellular component: vacuolar proton-transporting V-type ATPase complex; fungal-type vacuole membrane; vacuolar proton-transporting V-type ATPase, V0 domain. Gene Ontology annotation, molecular function: proton-transporting ATPase activity, rotational mechanism; ATPase binding. Bases 1 to 2493 code for a protein of 830 amino acids. Gene Ontology annotation, biological process: vacuolar acidification; proton transmembrane transport.
AUGACUCCACCGGACACCUUCUUCCGCUCGUCGGAGAUGAGCCUGACCCAGCUCUAUAUCGCCAACGAGAUCGGAAGAGAGGUUGUGAGUGCCCUCGGUGAACUCGGACAGGUGCAGUUCAGAGAUCUGAACCCGGAUACCAAUGCUUUCCAACGAACCUUUACAAAAGAAAUCCGCCGCCUCGACAAUGUGGAAAGACAGCUCCGUUACUUCCACGCUCAGAUGGAGAAAGCAUCCAUUCCCAUGAGACCUUCGUCUGAUUUCUCGGAUACCCUGGCCGCCCCCUUGGCUUCGGAGAUCGAUGAGCUGGCUGAACGCAGCGAGAGUCUUGAGCAGCGCAUCUCUUCCCUGAACGACAGCUACGAGACCCUGAAGAAGCGAGAAGUCGAACUUACUGAGUGGAGAUGGGUUCUUCGAGAGACCGGUGGAUUUUUUGACCGUGCUCAUACUCACACCGAAGACAUCCGUCAAUCCUUCGACAACGACGAAGCGCCUCUCCUUCGUGACGUUGAGCACCAUGCUCCUCAGGGUGCGAACGGUGAUACCCAAGGCCAGCAGAGCUUUUCGGAAAUGAACAUUGGCUUCGUUGCCGGCGUCAUUCCACGUGAUCGAAUUGGAGCAUUUGAGCGUAUCCUCUGGAGAACUCUGCGCGGCAACCUUUACAUGAACCAGUCGGAGAUCCCCGAGGCCAUCAUCGACCCAACCAACAACGACGAAGUCCACAAGAAUGUAUUCGUCAUUUUCGCCCAUGGCAAGAAUAUUCUUGCCAAGAUUAGAAAAAUCUCCGAGUCACUGGGUGCUUCUCUCUAUGGCGUGGACGAGAACAGUGAGCUCAGACGGGAUCAGAUUCACGAGGUCAACACCCGGCUGGGCGAUGUGGGCAAUGUGCUUCGGAAUACGAAGAGCACCCUCGAUGCAGAGCUGUCUCAAAUUGCUCGGUCUCUCGCCGCUUGGAUGAUCAUUGUCAAGAAGGAGAAGGCUGUCUAUGACACUCUCAACAGGUUCUCCUACGAUCAGGCACGCAAGACUUUGAUUGCCGAGGCAUGGUGCCCUACCAAUUCUCUUGCUCUGAUCAAGUCGACUCUUCAAGAUGUGAAUGACCGUGCCGGCCUCUCUGUUCCCACCAUUGUCAAUCAGAUCCGAACCAACAAGACCCCCCAACUUACGUUAGAACCAACCGAUUUACCGAAGCUUUCCAAACCAUUAUCAACGCGAGAUCUUGGUCAUGGAUUCAUCAUGUUCUGCGCGGCUUCCGCUUUAAUUUUCUGGGAGAAGAAGCUCCAGCGAGUUAAACUCGAUGAGAUCUCUUCUAUGGCCUUCUACGGCCGUUACGUGAUGAUCAUGAUGGGCUUAUUCGCCAUGUUUACUGGUUUCAUUUACAAUGAUAUCUUCUCCAAACCGAUGACUUUCUUCUCUAGUCAAUGGCAGUGGCCGGAGGAUAUCAAGGCUGGCCAGGCGGUCGAGGCAACGUUGAAAGACGGUUACCGCUUUCCGAUCGGUCUGGACUGGAAUUGGCACGAGGCUGAGAACUCUUUGCUGUUCACGAACAGCUUGAAGAUGAAAAUGAGUAUCUUGCUAGGCUGGUCUCACAUGACCUUUGCCCUGUGCUUCCAGUAUGUCAACGCACGGCAUUUCAAGUCCAAGGUCGAUCUCUGGGGUAAUUUCAUCCCUGGCAUGAUUUUCUUCCAAUCCAUUUUCGGAUAUUUGGUCGGCUGUAUUCUGUACAAGUGGUCGGUAGACUGGAGUACUCGCGCUGAUGCCCCUCCUUCUCUCCUGAACAUGCUCAUUUUCAUGUUCUUGAGCCCAGGCAAGGUGACGGAAAAGCUCUACCCGGGCCAAGCCACAGUCCAAGUGUUACUACUACUCCUUGCAGUUGCCCAGGUUCCCAUCAUGCUCUUCCUCAAGCCAGUCUGGCUUCGUCGGGAGCACAACCGUGCCCGUGCUCUGGGGUACCGUGGACUUGGCGAGCAGUCCCGUGUCAGUGCCCUGGAGGAUGAUGGCGAUAUGGACGGUGGACUUGGCAGAGGUCGUGACAGCUUGGCAAGUGAUGGUGAGGGUGUCGCCAUGAUUGCUCAAGACAUCAACGAAGCCGAAGAACAUGAGGAAUUUGACUUCGCUGAUGUCAUGAUCCAUCAAGUGAUCCACACGAUCGAGUUCUGUCUUAACUCUAUUUCGCACACCGCAUCUUAUCUCCGAUUGUGGGCCUUGUCUUUAGCUCACCAGCAAUUGUCCAUUGUUCUCUGGAAGAUGACUAUUGGGAAGGGCUUUGACCAGACCAGUCCGACUGCUCGCGUAAUUAUGAUUGUCAUCACAUUCUAUAUGUGGUUCUUCCUUAGCUGCGCCGUUUUAGUGGCGAUGGAGGGAGUGUCAGCCAUGUUGCAUGCUCUUCGUCUGCACUGGGUCGAAGCCAUGAGCAAGCAUUUCAUCGGCGAGGGUAUUGCAUUCAUCCCGUUCAGCUUCAAGACCCUUCUGGAAGAGGAUCCAGUCGAUUAG